GCUAAAACCCAUCCCCAAGAACAGAUCCAGCCCUGGGUAUUUUAUUCAACAGACCUAAAUAUAGGCUCCUAAAUUUAGAGGGCAAGAUGCUACUUUUAGCUUCCCUUCCUCAGAGGAGAACAGCACGCGCCCAGCUAAGGUCCAUACGGGUUUCAUUUAGCAUUUGGGUAACUAGGAGCUCAUGGAGUUUAAAGAGUUUUGCCCAGCAAGUGCCCAGGUAACUCAGGUUGUGGCAGCAUUGCCUGAAGAUAUGAGACCAGGUUCUAACUUCUAUGGUUUUCCAUGGGAAUUAGUGAUAUGUGCAACUAUUGUUGGAUUUUUUGCUAUUCUCUUGUUUUUGUGGAGAAGUUUUCGAUCGGUUAGAAGCCGGCUUUAUGUAGGAAGAGAGAAAAAGCUUGCUGCAGAACUUUCUACACUGAUCGAAGAAAAAUGUAAACUACUUGAAAAAUUUAGUGUUGUUCAAAAGGAGUAUGAAGGCUUAGAGUCAUCUUUAAAGGAUGCCAGCUUUGAGAAGGAGUCAACAGAAGCACAAAGUUUGGAGGCAGUCUGUGAAAAGCUGACUAGGUCCACAUCUGAACUUGAGGAUGAAAUACUCAUUCUAGAAAAAGAGUUAAAAGAAGAGAAAUCUAAACAUUCGGAACAAGAUGAAUUGAUGGUGGAUAUUUCAAAAAGGAUACAGUCCCUAGAAGAGGAAUCAAAGUCCCUCAAAUCACAAGUAUCUGAAGCCAAAACAACCUUCAAAAUAUUUCAGAUGAAUGAAGAAAGACUUAAGGUAGCUAUAAAAGAGGCUUUGAGUGACAAUUCUCAACUUCAGGAAAGCCAGAAACAGCUUUUACAAGAAGCUGAAGAAUGGCGAGAACAAGUGAAUGAACUUAAUAAACAGAAAAUAACAUUCGAAGACUCCAAAGUACAUGUGGAACAAGUUCUGUGUGAUAAAGAAAAUCAGAUUAAGUCUCUGACUGAGCGCUUACAAAAGAUGAAAGACUGGGCUGCUGUGCUUGGAGAAGACAUAACAGAUGAUGAUAACUUGGAAUUGGAAAUGAAGAGUGAUUCAGGGAAUGGUGCGCACUUAGAUAAUCAACCGAAAGGAGCUUUGAAGAAACUGAUUCAUGCUGCUAAGUUAAGAGCUUCUUUAAAAACCCUAGAAGGAGAAAGAAACCAAAUUUACACUCAAUUAUCCGAAGUUGAUAAAACAAAAGAAGAGCUUACAGAGUGUAUUAAUAAUCUCCAGACAGAACAAGCAUCUUUACAGUCAGAAAAUACACAGUUUGAAAGUGAGACUCAAAAGCUUCAGCAGAAACUUAAAGUAAUCACUGAACUGUAUCAAGAAAAUGAAAUGACACUUCACAGGAAGUUAACAGCAGAGGAAAACUACCGGUUAGAGAAAGAGGAGAAACUUUCCAAAGCAGAUGAAAAGAUCAGCCAUGCAGCCGAAGAGCUGGAGACCUAUAGAAAGCGAGCCAAAGAUCUAGAAGAAGAAUUGGAGAGAACCAUUCAUUCUUAUCAAGGACAGAUUAUUUCUCAUGAGAAAAAAGCACAUGAUAAUUGGUUGGCAGCUCGAACUACUGAAAGAAACCUCAAUGAUUUAAGGAAAGAAAAUGCUCACAAUAGACAAAAAUUAACUGAAACAGAGUUUAAAUUUGAACUUUUAGAAAAAGAUCCUUACGCACUUGAUGUUCCAAAUACAGCAUUUGGCAGAGAGCAUUCCCCAUAUGGUCCCUCACCAUUGGGUCGACCUUCACCUGAAAUGAGAGCUUUUCUCUCCCCUCCAACUUUGUUGGAGGGUCCACUCAGACUCUCACCUUUGCUUCCAGGGGGAGGAGGAAGAGGCUCAAGAGGCCCAGGGAAUCCUCUGGACCAUCAGAUUACCAAUGAAAGAGGAGAAUCAAGCUCUGAUAGGUUAACUGAUCCUCAUAGAGCAUCUUCUGACACUGGGUCCCUUUCACCUCCCUGGGAACAAGAUCGUAGGAUGAUGAUUCCUCCAUCAGGCCAACCGUAUCCUGAUCCAGUUCUUCCUCCACAAAGGCAAGACAGAUUUUAUUCUAAUUCUGGUAGACUUUCUGGACCAGCAGAACUCAGAAGUUUUAAUAUGCCAUCUUUGGAUAAAACGGAUGGGCCAGUGUCUUCAGAAAUGGAAUCCAGUAGAAAUGAUAGCAAAGACGAUCUUGGAAAUUUAAACGUGGCUGAUUCAUCUCAUCCCAUUGAAAAUGAAGCACCUGGCCCUGGCUUGGUUCCCCCACCUCACGCUCCAAUCAGAGGCCCAUUGUUUCCAAUGGGUACAAGGGGCCCUUUCAUUAGAAGGGGUCCUCCUUUUCCUCCACCUCCUCCAGGAAGCAUGUACGGAGCUUCCCGUGAUUAUUUUCCACGAAGGGAUUUCCCUGGCCCAGCACCUCCUCCAUUUGCAAUGAGAAAUGUCUUUCCACCAAGAGGUUUUCCUCAUUAUCUUCCCCCAAGAGCUGGAUUUUUCCCUCCACCCCCGCAUCCUGAAAGUAGAAGUGAGUUCCCAUCAGGGCUGAUUCCGCCCUCAAAUGAGUCUACUACUGAACAUCCAGAACCACAGCAAGAAACUUGACAAUAUUGUUGGGUCUUUCCUCAAAAGUAAUUUUGACUUCUCUCUCAUUUUCAGUUUAAGUAACUGCUGUUACUUAAGUGAUUAUAUUUUUGCUCAAAUUGAAGCUUAAUGGAAUUAUAAUUCUCAGGAUAGUAUUUUGUAAAUAAAGAUGAUUUAAAUAUGAAUCUUACGAGUAAAUUAUUUCCAUCUUAUUUUAUUCUAGAUAGUGUAAUUAUUUUAAUUUAACACAUCUACUAUCACAUAAACAAUAAUGAGAGUUUUAUAUAUAUGUAAUCUUGCAGUUGGGGAUAAUUUGAACUCCAAAGGCUGUGUCUUUAUUCCAAGAACUGUAUUUACUAUGGUUGUAGACAAAUGUGAAAGUAACUUUAUGCUUAAUUAAAUAAAUAUUAAUUGAUUUAAAGACUUGUUUGACAUUGAUAAUAAUAAAAUCAGCUAGUUUUUUUAUAAAUAUGGUUCCAUUAGUUAGUUUCUUUACUUCUGCCGAUAGCUUUGAGGCUCAAAACUAAUGCUUUAUAUGGGUCUUUCCCAUUCAGUUAUCUUAACCAAAAAUGUGUUCUCUUUCUUGCAAAUAGACAUGAACGACCCAAAGCAACAAAUUAAUACACUUAAAAGUCAAAGUUCACUGUAUUUUAAAGAAAAUCAGGAUAUUGUCUAAUGGCACAUUUCAGAAUUUGAAUCUUCUUAGUUCAUUCACUGAUUUCCUAUGCAGUUAUUUUUUUCUUGUUUUUCUCUUCAUUUGUAAGAUAUUUACUGUUUUUAGUGGGGAAUGUUGAGAUUUACUAUAAGGUAACUGUAUUGAGGCAGUGUGUCAUUUUGAGCUUUGGACUCAGUAUCUUUAGAAUGUCUCUCUAACUCAGGUUUGUGUUCUAUUAUUAGUCAUCUUGCACAUUAGUAUGAUUAUGAAAGGAAAGGCAAUUAAGUAUAGGUAAUAAAUAUUACACUAUUUA
This is a messenger RNA of Lipotes vexillifer (Yangtze River dolphin), 3519 nucleotides long. It is a transcript of the gene MIA2, whose product is annotated as MIA SH3 domain ER export factor 2. The coding region runs from base 182 to 2572 and encodes 796 amino acids. Gene Ontology annotation, biological process: vesicle cargo loading; protein secretion; endoplasmic reticulum to Golgi vesicle-mediated transport. The transcript is spliced from 24 exons. The record is from RefSeq and is a predicted model, not a curated record. Lineage: Eukaryota; Metazoa; Chordata; Mammalia; Artiodactyla; Lipotidae. Gene Ontology annotation, cellular component: endoplasmic reticulum membrane; endoplasmic reticulum exit site.